Dipodomys ordii (Ord's kangaroo rat) is the source of this 1352-nucleotide messenger RNA. RefSeq names its product guanine nucleotide binding protein (G protein), beta polypeptide 4 (gene Gnb4). Gene Ontology annotation, cellular component: heterotrimeric G-protein complex; cytoplasm. The record is from RefSeq and is a predicted model, not a curated record. Gene Ontology annotation, molecular function: protein binding; signaling receptor complex adaptor activity. Gene Ontology annotation, biological process: G protein-coupled receptor signaling pathway. The transcript has 10 exons. Lineage: Eukaryota; Metazoa; Chordata; Mammalia; Rodentia; Heteromyidae. The coding region runs from base 178 to 1200 and encodes 340 amino acids.
UGCUGGGCGGGCAAGCAGGCGAGCCGGCUGGGUGUGGUCGGCGGCUCCGGUCUCAGUGGUCCGCUGUGACUGCAACCCCGAAUCCGCGCUCGAAGGGCGGCCGAGCGCCCGCGGACCCAGGCAGCUCCUCCAGAAGUUACUUUACUUCACAAAUCCGGAGAAACACAGAUUCAAAACAUGAGUGAACUAGAACAGUUAAGGCAAGAGGCCGAACAGCUACGGAAUCAGAUUCAGGAUGCUAGGAAAGCAUGUAAUGAUGCCACACUUGUGCAGAUCGCAUCAAACAUGGACUCCGUGGGGCGAAUACAAAUGCGAACAAGACGCACUCUGCGAGGCCACCUAGCUAAAAUCUAUGCUAUGCAUUGGGGAUAUGAUUCAAGGCUAUUAGUCAGUGCUUCCCAAGAUGGAAAAUUAAUUAUUUGGGAUAGCUAUACAACAAAUAAGAUGCAUGCCAUUCCUCUGAGGUCCUCCUGGGUGAUGACUUGUGCCUAUGCCCCUUCUGGUAACUAUGUUGCUUGUGGAGGCUUGGACAACAUCUGCUCUAUAUACAACUUAAAAACAAGAGAAGGGAACGUGAGAGUUAGUCGAGAGCUGCCUGGUCACACAGGCUACUUGUCCUGCUGUCGAUUUUUAGAUGAUAGCCAAAUUGUUACAAGUUCAGGAGAUACAACUUGUGCUUUGUGGGAUAUCGAAACUGCCCAGCAGACCACCACAUUCACGGGGCAUUCUGGAGAUGUGAUGAGUCUUUCCCUGAGUCCUGACAUGAGGACUUUCAUUUCUGGUGCUUGUGAUGCUUCUUCCAAAUUAUGGGAUAUUAGAGAUGGAAUGUGUAGACAGUCUUUCACAGGACACGCCUCGGAUAUUAAUGCUGUCAGUUUUUUCCCAAAUGGAUAUGCCUUGGCCACCGGCUCUGAUGAUGCUACUUGUCGACUUUUUGACCUCCGUGCAGACCAAGAGUUGUUAUUGUAUUCUCAUGACAAUAUCAUCUGUGGGAUCACUUCUGUUGCCUUCUCAAAAAGUGGGCGCCUCCUGCUAGCUGGUUAUGAUGACUUUAAUUGUAAUGUGUGGGACACGCUAAAAGGUGAUCGUGCAGGUGUUCUUGCUGGUCAUGACAACCGUGUCAGCUGUUUAGGUGUAACUGACGAUGGCAUGGCUGUGGCAACAGGAUCUUGGGAUAGUUUUCUGAGAAUCUGGAAUUAAAUGUGUCAUAUGUAUUUUUUGUUCUUCAUUGAUAUCUGAAGAAGUCAAUGCUGCAGCCUAGAGCUGUGAAAAAAAUUCUACCUUAUAUUUGCAGGUGAAGAUUUUUUUCUACUGAGAUUAUUAAAUGUAAAAAGGAACUUUCAGUGAACUAC